UCGCCAUUGGCAAUAAUGUCUGGCAGCAGCGUGAGCACUGACUUUUAUUUUUUUUCGUGUAGUAUUUUACUAUUUAACAGUCUUUUCUAUACCGUUGGUCCUUGGAUUUUUCCGAUUAUAAUUUGGGAAAUCUGGAUAUUUUACUUAUAUUGCAGGACCUUGUUGCCGGUAAUAAAAUUAUGGCGAAAAUGGAAUUCCGGCACAAGUGCAGACCAAGACAACAGAUUUGCUGACAAGAAGAAGAAGUUAAUGAAACAGAUGAAAUUUUCAGAAAAUGUUGAAACAAAGGUUGACAUGACCAAGGUGAAUGUGGACACCAUGAAGCCAUGGAUUGCCACAAGAGUGACAGAACUUCUAGCUGCGGAAGACGAUGUGGUCGUCGAGUUUGUUUAUAACCAGCUGGAAGCAAGGUUUCCCAAUGCAAAGGAGAUGCAGAUAAACCUGACGGGUUUCUUGAAUGCCAAAAAUGCAAGGAUUUUCAUGGGCGAAUUGUGGGAGCUGCUGUGCAGUGCGCAGGAGAACAUUGGCGGUAUCCCAGCAAAGUUUGUCGAGCAGAAAAAGGAGGAGAUUAAAAAGAGACAGGAGGAGCAGGAGAGGAUUACAGCCAGUCUGAAGGUCUCCGAGGAACAGAUCAGAGCUGCCAUCAUGAGAGAGAGGGAGAAUGCUGAGAAAAGGGAGGGUGAAGGUGGCCGCAGGGAGAGGUCUAGAUCCCCUAGACGGAGCAGAUUUGACAAAAGUGCAUCCAGAUCUCCUAGACGAGAGUCAAAGAAGAAUGGUGCAGGUGAUGGGAACACUAUAGACGGACACACUGCUGUACCACUAGUACCUCUACAAGACAAAGAAGUUUCCUCCAAUGCUGAACAACUGCCCACAGGCGGAGAGGAAAGAGUGAAAAAUGGCGAAAAUGAUGCCAGCAUGGAACGUAGCAAGGAGGACAUAACCAACAGACCAUCGAAAGAGAGGGACGACAAAAAGAGGCGUUCUGGUUCUCGGGACCGACGCAAGAGGUCAAGGUCAGGGGAUAGAGAUAGAAAAAGGUCAAGGUCACGAGAUCGAGACCAAAGAAGAGAUGGUGAAAGAGACAGAAAGCAUGGCAGACGAUCAAGAUCUCCUCGUAGAUCACCCCGUCACACAUCGCCGCGCAGACGGUCGCGAGACCGCCAGGAGAGGGGGGUGAGGGAAAGGUCACCACAGAGGCCAAGCCCAUCAGCUCGCCGACGGCGAUCACCGCCACGACACCGCAGGGAGGACAGCAGGGGGAGGUCACCCAUACCAGUGGCUGCCAAGAAACCAGCCAGAUCUGACAGCAGCUCUGGAAGUGACAGCGGCAGCUCAGAUUCUGACCAGGCUCCGGGCAAACGGCCCCCAAACACCAGAAUGCCCGCGAUGGGGGACAGCGAUGAUGAUGCAGGGGACAGACAGCAGGGGGUCCAACAGAGGCGUCGCUAUCGGAAACAGCAGGAGGCAACCAAUGAGGAGACAGACUCCAGUAGCUCUUCAUCGUCGUCAGAGGAGGAGGAGGAACAACCACCUCCAGCUGCACGUCGUUUUCGGGAAGACAGACAAGAACGCAUUCGGGAACCAUCUCCAAGAAGGGAGCCCGGGGGAAGGGGUCAAUACCGCUCACCGCCCCGUUACCGAGAGGACCGCUACCAUGACGAGAGGGGCCGCGAUCGUAACUUUGAUGAAAGGGGCCGCGAUCGUAACUUUGAUGAACGAGAUCGUUACCGUGACAACCGUUAUGAUGAGAGGGAUCGCUAUAGGGAGGAGGUGAGACGGGACGAUAUGAGAGAGAGGAACCGUUACCAGGACGACAGGGAUCGUUAUGCGGAUGCUAGGAGACAAAGAAGUCCACCUAGACGCUCCUUUGAAGAAGAGCCAAGGUAUCCCAGGGAUGACGGAAGGGACCGUGCCAGCAACUACCGUAGAGAACCUACCCCACCUGGAGUCGACAGACACUCGUUUGAUCCCUUGCCUGACCCCACUCCUCCUCCAGCCAUACGGGAGAGGCUUGGGGUACGAGGAUCAAGGGAUUCACAGACUGAUCGUGGGAGUGAGCAGGUGGAGGGAAGACGAGGGGAUAAUAAGCAGGGAAAAGGUAGGGAACCAGUCAAAAAGGACUCAAGUGAUGAGGAGUCAUCAUCUGAGGACUCGAGUCCAGAACGGGAACUAGUGGUGCAGAAAUCCAGCCGCGGCAGGCAAAGGAGCCCUUCUCCAAGUGCUAAAAGACCUCGUGAGGUUGAGAAAUCAGCCCAGCGCAAGCAAAAAAGUAGCUCUGAUGAAGACUCUGAUGUUGGUGACUCUAGACAAAAUGUUAAAAGUUACUCAACCAAGGUUUCAAAACAGCCAGAUUAUUCACCAUCUCGUCCCAAGGAAUCUGCCAGCAGGCAAAGAUCUCCAGAGCUCAAACAACAUUCCAAGAGGAGGGAGUUAAGUGAGGAACGGUCCCCGCUGCAUGAACGUACGGUGAGAAGCAGUCGAUCAAAAGAGGAGUCAGAAAGAGAAGUGACAAUCAGGCAGUCUAGAGACAGGGACGCGGCUCAAAAGCGUAGGAUGCAAUAUAGUUCUAGUCCAGAAAAUGUGAUCAUCAAGGCCUCCCGGUCAUUCUCUGGCAGUUCCGAAGAGGGAACAAGGAGGGUUGUGGUGGUGCGGAAAGGUUCUGAGAGUCAAAAAAUGAUGAAACCUGCGUCAUCAGAGGCUGAGGAGGAGGAGGAACAGAGGUCAAGAAAGCGGAAAGUUCAGUCUGAAUCUGACAGUGAGGCUUCAGAGUCUGACCAAGAGAAGACAAAGAAGAAGAAGAAAGAAAAAAAGCAAAAGAAACAAAAGAAGCACAAGAAAAAUAAGAAAAAAGACCAAAAGGAGGAUUCUGACAGUGAUGAGGCUGAGGGUGAGGAACUGGAAAGAGCUCUGAGGGAGAAAGCCCUGAGGUCCAUGCAGCAGAGACAGGAGAGCGGGAGAAGUGAGGAGGACUCGUCUGAUUGACCUACUGACCUCUCCAUACUGACACUUUGUCCACGAAAUCCUCCAUCAGUUCAGAAAGAAUUGUUGAAGUCGAGUUUGUCAUGUUUUUGGUGUAUUGGAGAAACAUGUUGGCCACAUUGGUGGUUUUGUGUACGCUCACUAGUUUUAUGUGAAAGUGGUUAAAAGUUCGGGAAAUAUUGAUAUUUGAAGGUCAACUGGUUUGUGAAUGCUGAGCUAUUUCAGCUUUGAUGUACCUGUUGGAACAUUGACCCCAUGUUCAUAGCUUGGGUAUUCUUAACUUUUUUCAGCACAGAGUUUGAAAUACUAAAUCCUGUUAACGAAUUUAUGUGUAAAUUGCUACUCACAUAAAUUGUUUGCAGGUUGAUCUUGAAAGUGUUUGUGGUUACCUUCCAGACAUUGGUUUAAAUAUGAAAUUCAACAUAUGUAGUGCACACAAAUUGUAUUACUUGUUUAUUAUUGAAAGCAAUUGUAUAGUUAUAUGUGAAGUAGUGUUGACAGUGAAUAAUUGUGAAAAAGAUGAGCUUAACAUUUUAUAAAUUAAAAUGUUUGUGUAAAGUUUAAUAUACAUGGAUUAUGUCUAGAACUUGUGCAUUUUGUUCUUAUCUUGUUACUGAGAUAGUUAUUAUUUUAUUAUCAAGUUAUGUGGUUUCGAAUUUAUCCAAUAAAUAUUACUUUUUGCUUAUUACAUGAUGUUUUUUAAUUGGGACACAGAAUUUGUUUCAUGUAUGAAUUUAUUUUUUUUAUCUGAAAACAUGUGCUUUUGUAAUCAUUAUCAAUUUGCGUUGUUGGUUAAUUUAUAAAACUCAUACAAGUAUAUUUAUAAACUCUACAAAUAUAGAUACAAGCAGUAAACUUUAGUAUUGUAUAGAAUAGUUCUUGAUGACUUUAUUAUUAGAAAAUGAGAAAAAAUGGAUAGAAAGAUUGUAGUUCUUGAUUGUAUUUGAUGUUAAACAAAUUGGUUAAUAAUAUCCACCAUUUUGAAAUACACAAGUUUUUUGAAUUGCCAAUAUGAUUUUCCUUUUCAUGGUUUUAUAGAUUCUACAGCUUAAAUGUGUUUGAAAUAUGUGUAAAUUUAAUAAGAGAUUUGUUUCUGGUAUCAAAUACCAUAAAAAUUGUGUCAUUGUGUGUGUUAGGAAGUGUACACAGUCCAACCUUUCUCUGCGGUCAUCUGAGCUAAGUGGCUGAAGAGGCCAUUCACACUGAAAGCCAUUUUUCACCUGUGUUAAAUGGUAAUGGGGUUUGCCAUUUCCCUAUUGUGAAAUAUUAACUCUCACAGCUGUACUAAGGUGUUUAGAAGGUUUGUUUAACUGGAAGUAUUACUGAGAAAUCUUUGAAACAGAUUCUAUUGCUAACUCGUUCUUUACAAUAAUAAGACCGUAAAUACAUAGAUAAAUUAUGAAGCAAAAAUCACAUUGAUCUUUCUUAAAGUGAGAUUUCUAUAGUUGAAUUUUGCAUGCAAUGAAAUCAGUUAAUUGCGGAUGAGCUUGCAAUCCAAUGACCGUAUGUGAGAGGAACUGUAUACCGCUAGCUUGUAUUUGUAGAAUUUCAUUUAGACUUGUGAUGAUAUGUAAAUGUUUUGAUAGUCUGGUAUGGAGAAUUGCAUGAAACAAACUUAUACUGGUGUUUGUAUUUCUUUUCAUUCAUUAAAAAAUAAUGUAUUUGGCAGCUAACGUUUAUUAAAGAAUUCUAAAAAUAGUUUCAUUUAAAAAAAAAACUUUUCUUUUCACUUUGAUGCUUAUAAAAAGUGCUUGUAUUCAACAUUAUGAGAUUGAAGAUAUCAAAAGAUUUCAAAGUUAAAAUAAUUGUCCCGGUGGUUGUCUCGCAUCAUUUAUAGACUUAAUAUUGAAUAAAAUAGUUUCAAAUGAUGAUAAUUUUUGUUUAUGUUAUUGAAUUUGUUCUGGUUUAUAAUGUACAUCAUGUUUUUAAGCAAUCACAAUGAUUUUUCAUACCGGAAAACUUUCACUACUUCUUACUUAGUGUAACAAUCCAAUAUAUUAAGUUAAUGGUAGCGAAAUAGUAUAUUUUCUGAAUUAUGUUUUAACUAGAGUGUUCCUAAUAUGAAUUUAAUAAAAAUAAUGAAUUGUCAAACGAAUAAUGGUUAUUGGCUUCAAUUUCUAUUGUAAACAUGUAUUUUGAGAAACGUGUAUCGUUAUUUUAAAUGUUAAAACUAUUGCCGAGUUGAGCAAAUGCCAAAAUAAUUUUAUAUCUUCUAUAAUGGGAUAGUUCUUGUUCAGUUCAAUACUACUGUUACUUUUAACUUGGGGAAUCGUAACAUAAUGCAAUUAUUACAGUUUUCUAUUGCAGUUCAAUGUUAAAACUAUAAAAUACUAAGUAAAUGUACUGUUUAAAUGAAUAAAACCUUACGCAGAAACAA
Molecule: messenger RNA, 5356 nt
Organism: Dreissena polymorpha
Lineage: Eukaryota; Metazoa; Mollusca; Bivalvia; Myida; Dreissenidae
Product: serine/arginine repetitive matrix protein 1-like
Exons: 14
Coding region: 16-2982 (988 amino acids)
Biological process (GO): regulation of mRNA splicing, via spliceosome; mRNA processing
Cellular component (GO): spliceosomal complex
Molecular function (GO): RNA binding
Source: RefSeq, a predicted model, not a curated record